Molecule: messenger RNA, 735 nt
Organism: Spinacia oleracea (spinach)
Lineage: Eukaryota; Viridiplantae; Streptophyta; Magnoliopsida; Caryophyllales; Amaranthaceae
Exons: 1
Coding region: 1-735 (244 amino acids)
Source: RefSeq, a predicted model, not a curated record
AUGGGAAAAUAUGUGUGGGCUGUUGCUUCUAAACAGGAUAAUGUGUGGAUUAAGUGGGUUAAUGCUGUGUAUGUUAAAGAUGGGGUUUGGUGGGAAUACCAGCCUAAUGCUUCAGCCAACUGGUAUUGGAGGAAAAUUUGUGAAACUAAAGAGUUUUUAAAGCAAUAUUACUCUCAGAAUGAGUUUAGUACUAUUGCUCAGUACUCAGUUAAAGUGGUAUAUGAGAAAUUAAUUGAGGCUAGACCUUUGGUCACCUGGGACAGGUUAGUUUGGAAUAGGCUAAAUGUUCCAAGACAUAGAUUUAUUUGCUGGAUGGCUGUUCAAGCUAGACUUCAAACCACAGCAAAGCUUGCUAGAAUUGGAGUUAGUGUGUCCCGCCUGUGUUUAUUACGUGGGCAACAGAAUGAGGAUCAUAAGCAUUUGUUUUUCUCUUGCUCCUACAGUCAGCAAUGCCUUAAUGGUAUUAGAAGUUGGUUGAGUAUCCCUGGUGUUUCUUCUGAUCUUCAGCAGAUCACAAGGGGGAUUGAUCAUAGCAGACAUUCUCAUUUCAAGAAGCAAGUCUGGUAUGCAGGACUUGCAGCAACAGUCUAUGUGGUUUGGCAGUGCAGAAAUGGUAGCUUUUGGGGUAAGUGUGUUCCUACAGUGCAGUAUUCUGUAAAAAGUAUUAAACAUGUUGUGAAAGAUAGAAUCAAAGUUGUUAUGCCUAAGAAGGCUAGUAGGAGGGAUUGUACUUGA